AGCCAUUUUGGCUCAAGCACUUCCCUCCCAUGUGGCGCGUGGAUCGGACAUUGGCAAUGGUUGGGCCAAAGUGCGUGGCUCUUCUGUCCGUCGUGGGCGUGGUCUUGCACGGAGUCCGCUUGACAGAGCCAGCUCCGACGGAGCAGAUCUCAGCGGCUUCUACCGCAGUAGCAGGCACGACCGCUGAGCGACUGGCGAGCAGCACCAGCACCACUACCAGCAGCACGACCAGCAUCACUACCAGCAGCACGACCAGCAACACUGUCAAUGAGGGGCCCAGCACCACUACCAGCAGCACGACCAGCACCAGUGCCAUGGCAUCCGACCAAGUCGUCGUGAACAUCGGAUCAAGCUGGGAGAACCACAUGUGUGUAAACGCUACAUCAUCAGUCGCUUGUGACGUUGAGGCUGCCCAGCACGGAUCAAGGCUCAACAGAGGUUUCUCCGGGUCGACAGACACAUUCCAUGUGGUGGCGUAUGGCAGUCGAGUUUGCGUGAAACGUACCGACGACGCUGUGGGUGGAUGGGGUAUGAAUUUAACGAUCGGGUGUACGAGGUCGGCUGCGGCAGUCACCAGCCCGAUCACGAAUCCCAUACCGCGCCGAUAUGUGCAGGCGUGGCUUGAAGAGAUGUAUCCUAAACCAGAGCCGCAAUUGCUUCACGCGAGGCUAUCGUUCCAAGACACGUCGGCUUUUCCGGACAAGCCGUUGGUAUCCAUAGGUGCUAUGUGCGACUGGCUGUUUAUAGAGAACAUGGCUGGCCCGCGCUUCCCCCUGCAAUUCGUGAAGGUCCGCUCGCCCCCAAGGACUGUUUUCUUGGACUUGAGGUUCGACUUGAGAAAGAUGAUCCGCUUACUCAAGAAAGAUGUGUUUCCCUACAUCGAUAAGCCGGUCGUGAUCCUCACCACGUCGCAAGACAGGACAAUUCCACAUCAGCGUGAUCGCCGAUUUGGGAAUCUCACUCAUGAAGCGUUGCAGAGUUUUGCCAGGUUGCUGGAUGAUCGUCUGAUCGAGCGGUGGGUGACAGAGAAUUUAGACGAUUCUACAUUCCACGAUAAGCUCGCUGGGAUUCCGACUGGAUUCUACACGCCCAACUGCGAGAUUGCAGGACAAGCUAAUCAGGAUUGCAGUCAGGAGUGGUGGUCGGUAAUCAAGGCUGGAUGGCUGGUGCCUCUGUCGCAAAGGCCGCUCACUGUGAGCUGCAAUGGCAGGUGUCAUGACGAAGCCGCCGCGGGCCAGUUCACCGACAGGGUCAACGCGCUCAACAACUGCAGACCAGGCGGCUCAUGGGGAGACUUCUCUGAGUUUCGAGGCGAGAUGUUCAGCAAUCAGUUUGCUGUUUGGUGGCAGAAUCACUCUUUCGUCCUUUGCCCUCACGGCGGUGGCCUUGACCCCAGCCCAAGGGCUUUCAUGGCCAUCGCCUCUGGCACUAUCCCAAUCGUGCAGAGUACGCCUGGUCUGGACACGGUCUACUCUCAGCUCCCUGUGGCGUUUGUGCGUGAUUGGGAGCCAGCGUCCAUCUCCGUCGAGAAGCUGCAGCGCUGGCGGGAUGAUCUGGCGCCCCAGUAUGAAGAUCCCGAGCUUGUGGCGAAGGUGAUCGCCAGACUCACAAUGAAGCAUUGGUGGGAGGGACAGUCAAUCGCACAGUCAGGAUGACGAACAAGACGAAGAGGAAGACAAAUAAUAAAAGGAGGAAGGCCGCCGCGCAGACAGCAGUGGGCAUCCAAAGGGCUCCCACGCAGGAGGGUGCCGCGCAGACAGCGGUGGGCAUCCAGAGGGCUCCCACGCAGCACGAGGAGGGUGCCGCUCAGACAGCAGGGGGCAUCCAGAGGGCUCCCACCCAGAAAGAGGGCGACGAGCGAACAGCAGUGGGCAGCGAGCACAUCCCUACGCAGGAAGAGAGCGCCGCGGAGGUAGAAGCGGGCAUCCAGAGGGCAGCGGGGCAGAAGGCAGGCUCCAGGCGGAGAAAGGGGGGCGGCAAGCAGAGAAGCUCACAGGAGACAACCAGGCCGCGCACAGAGCAUGCUGGGAGCGCUGCGCAAGCAGCACCGGGCAGCCCGAGGGUCGCGAGGGAGCUGAUCAAGCGAGGCUCCCGGCAGCAGAGGAAAAGUGGCGGCAAGAGCAUGGAGGAGAUCGCCAGGCGGCGGAAAGAAAUGAGGGUCGCAAAAAGACGGGCAGAUGAGGCGGCUCGCGCACGCGCGCAGGGGACUUGAAGGAGCAGCAGGAGGAGGGCUCCCCGCCGCGCCCCUCGGCAGCGGGCCGCCCGGGAGACGGCGCUGAGCAGCUACAACGUGCCCGCGGCGAGCGCGAGCCUCGGCGGCCGCCCUCGCGCGGGUGCGCCAGGCGGCCGCGGGGCCUCGGGCGGCUCGGGUGCCAGGGCAGGGUGAGGGCAGGGCUCGUUUCGAUUCCCCCGACUCGAUGAAUGUCGAUCGCUGAGGCGGCUUAUCGAUUCGAUUCUGGGCACUCAUGCAUGGACGCAGCCCCGCCCGCCCGCCGUUCGGGGCGGGUGCGGACGAGGCCGGGGACGACGAGUUGGCUUGAGCCUCGGAGGCCUGCGCAGAUCUCUUGGGUCCGCGCAGGCGCCGCCCCAGGUGAAGUCGAACAGACUGUCCCCAUCGCACCUGCGCAAAUCUGCUGAGGAGUCUGCAAGUGACGUGGACGAUGACGGGACACUUGUCGAUC
This is a messenger RNA of Prorocentrum cordatum, 2681 nucleotides long. The record is from the annotation of a GenBank genome assembly. Lineage: Eukaryota; Dinophyceae; Prorocentrales; Prorocentraceae.